Lichtheimia ornata is the source of this 1647-nucleotide messenger RNA. RefSeq lists its product as uncharacterized. The record is from RefSeq and is a predicted model, not a curated record. Bases 1 to 1647 code for a protein of 548 amino acids. Gene Ontology annotation, cellular component: nuclear chromosome. The transcript has 4 exons. Lineage: Eukaryota; Fungi; Mucoromycota; Mucoromycetes; Mucorales; Lichtheimiaceae. Gene Ontology annotation, biological process: positive regulation of transcription by RNA polymerase II; meiotic cell cycle. Gene Ontology annotation, molecular function: DNA-binding transcription factor activity; DNA binding.
AUGCAAGACAACAAAUGGUCACCAUCUCAAGAUCCACCUCAUGGUUACAUGGCGUUGUCUAACACAAACUACCCCUCUUACCGCGAUCCCGCAGCUGUUGCUACUGCUGGUGCUGCUGGUGCUCCACCACAACCACAACCACAACCACCCACUAUUCCUCAACCUCCACACACCGGUGAAGGUUCUAUUCAUGGGUUAAUGUCAAUGACGCAGCCUGCCACACCACAACCAGAAAGCGUAUCAUUACCUCCUACUCCUCUUGGUGAUAAAUCGCCACAAAGCACUACAAGUGGUGGUGGUGGUCCUGGUGCUGGUGUUGCCAAUGCUACUCCUGGUGCUGGUGCUGUUCGUCCCAUGAUUCCAACACGACCAGCCAGCUUUUCGGGUACUACUACAACCACCAACGCUUUUUCUUCACAUCCUUAUCCUGACUAUGUCAAUCGGAAACGACGCACAGAAUCUAUUUUUUCAUUUGAAAUGGGUCCUACUUUUUCGUCUACAAAGCAACUUGAAGAGCUUUAUAGUCUUGAUCAAAGUAACAGAUAUCAAAUCCAAUUACAUGCCAAAAUGGAUCGUGGAUUCUUUCGAGCUGAACAAGAUUGGGCAUGUUAUCGUCGCAACUAUUUCCAAGUGAGCAGCACAUUCGAUGUUCAUGGUGUCAAUUACAUGCUACAAGGCUCUGAAGUACCUUGUUUAUUACGUACAUCACAAAACGAGAUCCUUCAAAUCGAAUACUUUUCAAUUGGCGUGAGCGCGCGUGUCACUGGCAAUCCAGACAAAAAGAUUGAAUUGGUGCAGCAUACUCCCAAGCGCGACAAGGGUCCACAAAUGAUUCCUAAACCACAAGCGAUUCGAGCAGGUGGCAACCUUCACUUGGCAUCGGUGGGGUCCAAUCAUCACAUUGCUACCUUUGAACGUAUGCAAUUUAAAACGGCCACAGCCAAUAAUGGAAAGCGUCGAGCAGCACAACAAUAUUAUGAGAUUGUCAUUGAACUCUAUGGCAACACGGCUCAAGGUCAAGAGAUUUGCGUGGCAACAUGUUAUUCGGCACCCUUGGUUGUGCGUGGUCGUAGCCCUGGUCAUUAUGCAGAUUCACAUACACGUUAUCGACAUAGCUCAGUAGCUUCUUCUUCAUCGGCAACAUCAUCUCAACAUCCACCACCACCUCCUCCACCUCCUUUACAAUUGCCAACAUCACCUCCAGUGAAUGAUUUGACACCUUAUUAUUAUGAUUAUUCUUCUCCUCAUCCUCCUCAUCACAGUCCUUAUCCACCACCACCCACUUCUUCAAGUGCUCCGGAUUCCUAUUUUCAAAGACCUGAGAACAAGAUCUCUAUGCCACCUCCACCCCCCGUCAUGUCAACGGAUCCAGCGUAUUAUGAAUCAGCUCAACCAGCAGCAACAGCACCAGGGUUCUAUUCCAGACAUCCAGAAGCUAAGGAUCCCUCAUUUUCCACCACAACACCCUACAAUGCUUAUGGUACCACAGCUCAUCCACCACCUCCUCCUCCAUCAGCAGCAACUGCACCUCCACCACCACAUCAUCAUCAACAUCAUCCUUCACAAUCAUCCCAUCCUUAUGAUGAUUACAGUGGAUCGUAUUCUUCCUCUUUGCAACAACAACAACAACAGCAGCAACAACAUUAA